CGCAGGGGAGAAAGAGGAGCUAAAAGGGAAGGUCGCGGAGCUACGUGAGAAGCUGCAGGAUCAAGCGAAAUGGCUGGGGCUGAUGGUACGCCCGGCAGGAAGAAGACUCUGUUGGGAUAGCCACGUCAAGUACGCAGUCCAGAAAGCGUGCGGCCUGGUCCGAAGAGUGGUAUCGAUCUGCCGCAGAAGAGCAUCCCUCCAUCACCUCGUUCUGAAAGGGCUCUGGGAAAAAGUUGUCAUCCCUAGGCUUUGCUAUGGAUGCGAGGUUUGGGGGGAGGCACUCGCCUUCAAGUGGGUGGGACGUAAGAUGGAUACCCUCAGAGCAGCGCUGAUUCGCAAAGCAUUUAGAGCCAUGCAUUCGUCGCCAACGUUGACGGUCAACAAGCUAUGCGACUGGAAAUGGCCAGUGAUCACGGUGGUGGAGAGGCUGGCAAAAAGGGGUCUGUUCGAAGGCUGGCCGUUGCGGAAGAAGGAACGUAAACUAGUACAGGAAGCAACAGGCAUAGCGAGCGAGGUCGAGGUUGACCGGUUCCUGAGGACUGCGCGUCAUGAACCAUCGAUCUCACUGGACACUGACGGCAAUCCGGAGCACACUCUCGGUACCAGCCAGUUCUACACAGAUGGAAGUAGAACUCCGGGCUGUGGGCCGCUUGGAAGGGACGCCAAGGUGGGCAGCGGAAUCAUAAUGAUCGACACCUCUGGUAGAGUCACCGGCUGCUGGAGAAGGAAACAUAUGCCACACGGCACCGUAUACCAGGCCGAGGCGCACGGCAUAGCCUAUGCCUGCCAAACAGCCCUGGCCAUGCUGAGGAGCGGUUCGCCGGACCUGGGGGCGGCCGUAGAAGUUGUGUCUGACUGCCUCUCUGCACUGAGAGAGAUAAGCCAAGGAGGGGCGGACAAGCUAGUGCCGACGAUAAUUUUCGAAGCGCGCGUCUGCGCCAGAGAUCUGUUGGAGGCGGUACAAGCCAGGGGGAUGACGUUUAGACUGCGGUGGGCGAAAGCUCACAUUGGGCACCACCAUAAUGCCUAG
Messenger RNA from Perkinsus marinus ATCC 50983, 1030 nucleotides. RefSeq lists its product as hypothetical. The transcript has a single exon. Gene Ontology annotation, molecular function: RNA-DNA hybrid ribonuclease activity; nucleic acid binding. NCBI's taxonomy places the organism in Eukaryota, Perkinsozoa, Perkinsida, Perkinsidae. The annotation marks the transcript as partial. The record is from RefSeq and is a predicted model, not a curated record.